ACUGGACCAAGAUUGAGUGUUAUUGGAGCUCCUCUGAGCGGGGUUUCAGAGCGCUUCUCUGCCGGCUCCCGAGUUUGCCAUUACGGACACAAUGGGCUGCUGCAGCGGGCGGUGCACGCUUAUUUUUAUUUGCACCUUACAGCUGGUGUUGGCUCUAGAACGACAGGUUUUUGACUUUCUGGGCUACCAGUGGGCCCCUAUCCUCUCCAACUUCUUUCACAUCAUCAUUGUCAUUCUGGGGCUUUUCGGCACUAUUCAGUACAGACCGCGCUACAUUGUGGUGUACACAGUUUGGACGGCUCUGUGGGUGGCCUGGAAUGUCUUCAUCAUCUGCUUUUACCUGGACGUAGGCGGUCUGUCCAAGGACAGUGACCUGCUGACAUUCAACAUCUCAGCCCAUCACUCAUGGUGGAGCGAACAUGGGCCCGGCUGUGUGAGGAGAGAGCUGCCACAUACUGAAGGGGUCCACACCACUGAGAGCCAUUCCUACAUCACCGUCAUGGGCUGCUUCAUAGACUACCAGUAUAUUGAGGUCAUUCAUAGCGGAAUGCAGAUCCUGAUCGCGCUCUUAGGCUUUGUGUACGCCUGCUAUGUGAUCAGCGCCAUCACUGAGGAGGAGGACAGCUUUGAUUUUAUUGGUGGAUUUGACCCAUUGCCACUCUACCAUGUCAAUGAGAAACCAUCCCAUCACCUGCUAAAGCCAAUGUCUCUGUCUACGUAAAUAGGAGAACAUCCAGGAGGGAAGUGACACACGCUGACGGAUCUCAUGGAGGAAAAAAUGGCUGUUUUAACCAACUGUUAGUUCCAUGGCACUGGGACAUGCCAGACAUUCUUCCCUCUCCCACUUUAUACUCUUUUCAGUACUUCAAACAUGCCACUCACUGGGGGGCUGCAUGGAAAAUACACCUCAGCUUAAUUGUCUUCCUCUUCAUCAUCCUCAUGUAUGUUUUCAAGCAUUUUUUUAAAUUUAUAUUUGUUGCCUUUCCUACCAGCACAACUAUAUAGAGCAGUUUAUAAAUACCUUUUCGUUUUUAAUUGCCAGCAACUCAACAUUCUAAGUCUGUGUCUUAGCGCCGUCGUCAUUCUGCAUGUCAUCGCUGGUUUGGCUCAGAUUUUGGCCUCGGGGCUGAGGCUGAGUUACAAUGAAGCUUGUGGAAUGAACCAACCAUUGUGCGCACUGCCUGUUUACUUUAGGCAGGGGUCUUUGUGCGUACAUGCACGCAGGCAGGGGCAGGAAAAAGGAACCCAAUCUACAAGGACACCCAUCAGAAAGAGACAAUGUAAAUAACGCAAUGAGGGCAUGGAGGAAAAAAGUUAUGGCAUGCAAGUUUUUAAAGUUUUGUUUUUUUCUGGAGUCUUGCGUCUGUGAUGAUUUUUCACAAACAGCCAAGUCGUCAUCACUGAAAUGUCAGGUGUUUGUGUUGGAAGCGGUGCGUGAGAUUGUCAUGCAUCCUUGGCAUAUUCUUAACAGUCAAGAAACAAGAAAUGUUGCAUAACAUGAUGUAAGAUUAGCCAUCCCCAAGUGCUGUCUACUGCCGCCUUUUUAUUGUCAAUGGCAAUAGUAGCUGGUGUUUGAAGCAUGUACAUAUCGUACUUCAUUGGAUGUGUAGAACCUAUCAGACUACAACACUCGUCCAUAAGAUGGAUUUGUAGCCUGGGGUGUAAUAAGAGGGAGAAAAGUGCUUUUGAUUCUUUGGGCCCAUGACUGACACGGGCCCUAAAAAGUAGUCAAUUAUUAGUCCAUUAGGCACACUUACUUGUCAGUGUAAUAUUUCAACUGAGCAGUCAAAUGUCAUAUUUAUGUCUCUGGCUUCAAGCAUGGACACUCAAUAGUUGUCAUGCCUCCCUGAUAAAAUGCACUUUUUGUUGGUCAUGUGGGAAAAAGUCAUUUUUAGGGGGUGAGAAAUCCACUGUUGCCUUACCGCCCUCUAGUGUUUACUGAGUGCAAGUGCAAGAGCAGAAGAAGUCAAGUAUUAUCUUUUUGUCUCGACUCAAAAUCCGAUGCAAUAAGAGAAGAGGUGUCUUUUUAUUUAGCACUUUGCCUUUUUUUAUGUUACAUUUAUAUUUCAUCUUUUUUUUUUUUUUUUUUUUUUUUUUUACUGAAUCUAAAGUGCUUAAUUUGGGAUAAGGAUCAAACAUGGUGUUAUUUUGCAGUGGUCUAUUAAGUAUAUGGCUGGUUAUCAGAUUCCAGUAACAAUGUUACUGGCAGGUGUUCUGAAAAAUGCCAUUUCACAUUGGAUCUUUUCAAAUACAGUUGUCCCUCGUUUAUCGCGGUUUAUUGAUCGCGGACCUUACAAACAAAUAAGCAUCAUUUAUUAUAAAUUGAAUAUUUGCAUAGCAAGAGCAUUAAAAAACUUGGAUAUGACCGUCUAAAUAUGUUUUUCAACAUUUUGAGAGGUUUCUUGACAUGAAAAAACACUUUAAUCACCUUUACACUUAUCAUCAAACAUACUGUAGUUAUGCCAAACCAAUCAGUGGCCACGAUACUAAACAGUGUACUGUUUCGGAUUGGUUAACCUCUACUGCAGGGGUCCCCAACCACCGGUCCGGGGACCGGUAUCGGUCCGUGACACAUUUGCUACCGGGCCGCAGAGAAACAUUGAAUAAUUUAUAAACGACUGCAUUUUCUCCAACGUAACUUUGACCUGUCCCACUAGACCAGGGGUCGGCAACCUUUACCAGUCAAAGAGCCAUUUUGACCAGUUUCACAAAUUAAAGAAAACAAUGGGAGCCACAACAUCUUUAGAAAUUUAAAAACGAAAUUACACUGCAUACAAGGUUUUUUUUUUGCUUUGUGCUAUGUGUAAACCAAGGGUCUCAGACACGCGGUCCACACCUUAUUCUCUCGAACGUGCCGUGAUGGUACAGUAUUUAGCGCACACUUCAACUAGUGUGCCGGCCCAGUCACAUGUUGUAUAGGGCUUCUGCUUGCUCACGUAAGUGACAGCAAGACAUACUUAGUCAACAACCACACAGGUUACACUGACG
Messenger RNA from Nerophis lumbriciformis (worm pipefish), 2988 nucleotides. It is a transcript of the gene nkain4, whose product is annotated as sodium/potassium transporting ATPase interacting 4. NCBI's taxonomy places the organism in Eukaryota, Metazoa, Chordata, Actinopteri, Syngnathiformes, Syngnathidae. The record is from RefSeq and is a predicted model, not a curated record. Gene Ontology annotation, biological process: regulation of sodium ion transport.